UCAGAAUCAAAACAAGUCAUACGUAAAUAGUUCUACAGAGAUGUCAAAGAUCGUUGUUCUUGGAGGAGCAGGGUUCCUAGGUAAGCGUAUAUGUCAGGCAGGUGUCAAUGCGGGCUUUCAAGUGACCUCCCUUACUCGUUCAGGUAAGCCUCCAAGAGGUGUGACUCAUCAUGAUGCCCACUGGUUAACCAAAGUUCAAUGGCAAAGUGCAGAUCUGUUUGACCCGUCUAGUUAUAAACACCAUCUUGUCGAUGCCCACACUGUGGUGCAUUCUGUUGGAAUCUUAUUAGAGAACCAGAACUACAAAACUGCUGUCAAUUCCAACUCGUCCGUACUCUCUGAAUUUGUGAACUUUGUUAAACCUUCUAAUCCAUUAGCAAAGAUUCCACGUAAUACGUAUACUGAGGUGAAUAGAGACUCGGCCUUGUUACUGGCCGAGACAUAUGUCGCCGAGACAAAAGUUGAUUCACCAUCUUUCGUUUACAUAUCUGCUGAUCGAGGAUUCCCAGGGCUUCCCUCAGGUUAUAUCACUUCAAAGAGAGAAGCCGAAGUGGAACUCUCACUUUUGAAAGGCUUGAAAUGUCUAUUUGCCAGACCGGGUUUUAUGUUUGAUGAGGACGUCCAUGAUGAUACCAUGCGUGAGACAAUUCAUAAAUUUGUUGAUGCCCUGGACUGGGGAAAUAAAACUCUACUCGGUAGUCGUAUCCCUGUGUUGAAUGAUCUGGUCAGACCAACUAUAUCAACCCAAAGAGUUGCCCAUGAAAUUGUUGAUAGCAUCCAGAAUAACAGGUUCAACGGUGUUUUAAGUCUUGAUGAGAUGUUACAUAAAUAAAAGAACAAUUCUCUGAAGAUUGAUGAAUACACGCCUAUAUAC
Williopsis jadinii is the source of this 874-nucleotide messenger RNA. It is a transcript of the gene COQ11, whose product is annotated as ubiquinone biosynthesis protein COQ11. NCBI's taxonomy places the organism in Eukaryota, Fungi, Ascomycota, Saccharomycetes, Phaffomycetales, Wickerhamomycetaceae. Gene Ontology annotation, molecular function: protein-containing complex binding. The transcript has 3 exons. Gene Ontology annotation, cellular component: mitochondrion. The coding region runs from base 41 to 832 and encodes 263 amino acids. The record is from RefSeq and is a predicted model, not a curated record.